AUGAGCACACCACCAAUAGAAUCAUCUACAGGUGAAAGUGGUUCAACACUGGAAACUACAAUAUCCACAACAGGUACCUCUCCAUCUUCACCGUCUUCUACAACAGAAAGUACAUCAGAAUUUACUUCAUCUUCAACAGAAAUAUCUUCAGCUACAGUAGAACAAACAACAAGCCAGCAGACACAAACCUCUCCAGAUACUUCUAGCACAGAAACUGAACCUACAACGACAGUUUACUCGACAUUUACAACAGCAAUGUCCCCUAUGAGCACAACCACUUUAGAAUCAUCUACAGGUGAAAGUGGUUCAACACUGGAAACUACAAUAUCCACAACAGGUACCUCUCCAUCUUCACCGUCUUCUACAACAGAAAGUACAUCAGAACUGACUUCAUCUACAACAGAAAUAUCUUCAGCUAGUGUAGGACAAUCAACAAGCCAGCUGACACAAACCUCUACAGACACUUCUAGCACAGACACUGAAUCCACAACGACAGUUUACUCAACAUUUACAACAGCAAUGUCCCCUAUGAGCACAACCACUUUAGAAUCAUCUACAGGUGAAAGUGGUUCAACACUGGAAACUACAAUAUCCACAACAGGUACCUCUCCAUCUUCACCAUCUUCUACAACAGAAAGUACAUCAGAACUGACUUCAUCUACAACAGAAAUAUCUUCAGCUAGUGUAGGACAAUCAACAAGCCAGCAGACACAAACCUCUACAGAUACUUCCAGCACAGAAACUGAAUUUACAACGACAGUUUACUCAACAUUUACAACAUCUAUGUCCCCUAUGAGCACAACCACUUUAGAAUCAUCUACAGGUGAAAGGUACCUCUCCAUCUUCACCAUCUUCUACAACAGAAAGUACAUCAGAACUGACUUCGUCUACAACAGAAAUAUCUUCAGCUAG
This is a messenger RNA of Pimephales promelas (fathead minnow), 912 nucleotides long. NCBI's taxonomy places the organism in Eukaryota, Metazoa, Chordata, Actinopteri, Cypriniformes, Leuciscidae. The record is from RefSeq and is a predicted model, not a curated record.